Ruditapes philippinarum (Manila clam) is the source of this 2113-nucleotide messenger RNA. RefSeq lists its product as uncharacterized. The coding region runs from base 279 to 1985 and encodes 568 amino acids. The record is from RefSeq and is a predicted model, not a curated record. NCBI's taxonomy places the organism in Eukaryota, Metazoa, Mollusca, Bivalvia, Venerida, Veneridae. The transcript has 2 exons.
AUAUCUUUUGAUCGAUAGCCUGGGAAUGUCCAAAAAUAGUUUGUUAACGCCGCAAUAUAUCUAAUAAUUUGUGUUUAUAAGCAAGGGGACUACUUUUUUGUAUUCAUACACAAGUUCUUGUUUUUAACUUUAUACAUACAAAAUUGAUUUGUUUUGAACAACAACAAACAACGACAUUAUGGAUUGAAAUGAGGGAGGUGCAAUUCAGUUUGCUUUAGAAUUUGGACUUUAUACAGCAUUUGAAGAAGAAAGUGCAAUUUUGAAAACUAAAAAAGAAAAUGUCUGUUUUUAUGCGAGUCCUUUUACAAUUAAGUACUUACGCCAACAGAAGGUACAUCACAAUUUUUAUGACCUAUCUGUAUGUACUGACGUUUGUUGUACUAAUCAGUUCACAUGUUAGACUCUCGCGAGAUUACGUUCUAAAAGACAGUGGUAUAAAAAACUAUCUGAAAAGAUCUUUAAAUGAAUAUAGCGAACAAAACACCGAUGCUAAGGAUGCAGUUAUUAUAAAUCAUGAAGACGUUGGUCAGGACACUGACAAUGAAAUGUUUGGUAACAAAUUACAAAACGAUCAAAGCAGAGGUGAUCCGUUUAGAGACAACAAUAAACAGAAGCUUGUUCAAGAAGAUAAUAGCGUAAAAGUAGAUCAUGUGAAAGCUGAAGUUGACAAUGAACUUAAGAAAGCUGAAAAGAAAGUCGAAAAUAUAAAAGACAAUGCCAAACCUGUUGUGAUAGUUAAGAACGUUAAAAAGAAACUGGACAAUUUACAACCGGUAAUAGAAUAUAAAUCUAAGUAUCCAAACGUGGAGGUGGUUAAAAACUUUGAUUUUGAUAACUCACCUGAUGUCAAAGAAGGGCUCUUUCAAAAUAUAACCAAAGAUGGAACGUUUUUACUCUUCUCGGCGUAUCUUGACGUCAUUUACGGACAACCAUAUAUAAAAGUUCUAGCGAUAAAUGGUAACACUUACCUGCCGAAGUUUUAUUGUGAAGUAACAUAUACAGGUGAUGUGUCCGUGGUAACAACGAAAGGGAAGAUUUGGAUGCUUCCCGACCAUCACGAGAAAAUGUAUAAAACUGUGUUCUUGUACUGUCCUUUACCAGACGACAAUAUUCCCCACCACGUGUCAAUUAUACCGAUCAAAGAGCCGGUACGACUUCACCGGCUUCCGGUCAUGUACCACCCAAAAGCGGUGCGUAAUUUCACAGUAUGUCUCUCACCGCUUUUCUUUAACUACAGUAUUGAGUACGAGCUAGUCGAAUGGUUUGAAAUAAACAAACUUAUAGGAGCAGACCUGUUCAUUGUCUACAACUACUCAACUGUCGGACGGACGGAUGAAAUUUUGAAACAUUACGAAAAAGAAGGAUGGAUUCAAAUUAUUCAAUGGAAGCUGCCAACGUACUCGGACUUGCAUUACGUGGGGCAGGUCGCCAUGAUGAAUGAGUGCUUAUUUAGAAAUUAUAGAGCUUCUAAAUACCUGGUUAAUAUUGACAUAGAUGAGUUGAUUAUUCCGCGAAAAGGUAAAACGAAAUGGAGCGAACUCAUGGCGUCAUUCCCGCAGAAUUUCUGUGAGUACAGUGUCCGAAGCACGCUUAUGCCAUCCGAAAGCAAGGACGUUUUUGAAGGAAAACAGCGUGCAAGGGAGCUAAAUCUUCAUUUCCUAUUGCGCAUGUCAAGACGAGAGUACAUUUUCGGUAAAACCGUGCGAUCUAAAUACAUUGUAAACACGACAUGUAUUGAUACGGUGGGCAUCCAUUAUUGCUGGAAAUAUCGCAAUGGUACAGCGGAAACGCAAAGGUAUCACGUGUCACCACGUGAAGCGCUUACUUACCAUUUCCGGAAUGAACCGGUUGCAAAGAAAGGGAAAGAAGUAGAAGAGAAAGCCGUAUAUAAAUACCAUACUGAACUUAUAAAUAACGCCAAAGCAAGAUGGGAAAAGAUAAACAAAGAGAGACAACUCUUGAAAGACAAGGCUAAACACAAAUGAAUUUAAAAAUAUUUUGUGCUAUAUGUAUUAUUUGUAGUCUAACUUGGAUUUGUUUGCUUGUAACAUGUCUAUUGAGCCCACUGAAUACAUAUUUUGAUGUCUUUUUAAAUAAACACACGUAAGAACAU